UUUAGGAGUUGUAGCAACAAGUGCGAAGUUUACAUCACCGAAGAAAAGCUUUAGGCAAGAAGGGGAACCAACGGCUGCUAAACAUCUCAGAUUCGACCUUUCGUAGGUGAUAAUAGAAGAGAUUUACUGCGGAUUUCUUCACCUUCAGACGGUGUUGGGACAUUGCUGGAGUUCUUUACGUCCUGUGUGGUCGUCAUGCCUUCUUAUACAGUUACAGUUGCCACAGGGAACCAGUGGUUUGCGGGGACUGAUGAUUACAUCUAUAUUACACUUGUGGGCACGGAGAGCUGCAGCGAGAGAACGCUCCUGGACAAGCCUCUUUACAAUGACUUUGAGAGAGGAGCGGUGGACUCCUAUGAGGUGAGAGUUGGGGAGAACCUGGGUGACAUCGUCUUGGUGAAGAUUGAGAAGAAGAAAUACUGGGUACAAGACGACUGGUACUGCAGGUACAUCACUGUCAAGACCCCAUCUGGAGACUACUUGGAGUUCCCCUGCUUUUGUUGGCUGGUGAAUGACAAGGAAGUGGUGCUCCGAGAUGGACGAGCACAUCUGCCUCAGGAUGAUAAAACCAGUCUGGUCAAGCAGCACAGACAGAAAGAGCUGGACGGGAGGAGAAAAACCUACAGAUGGAGGGAGUGGCAGCCAGGCUUUCCUAUGAGUAUAGAUGCUAACAGACACAAGGAUUUGCCCCGGGACAUCCAGUUUGACAGUGAGAAAGGAGUCGACUUCAUACUGAACUACAGCAAGGCAAUAGAGAACCUGUUUGUGAACCAGUUCAUGCACAUGUUCCAGUCCUCCUGGAGUGACUUCUCUGACUUUGAGAAAAUCUUUGUGAGAAUCAAAAACACCAUUUCAGAGUAUGUGAUGCAACACUGGAAAGAGGACUUCAUGUUUGGAUACCAGUUUCUGAAUGGUUGCAACCCUGUACUGAUCCGGAAGUGCAAGAAGCUCCCUGACAAGUUUCCUGUCACUCAUGAGAUGGUUGCUGUCAGCCUGGAGAGGGAGCUCACCCUGGAGGAGGAAAUAGAGGCAGGUAACAUCUACAUAGUAGACUACGAGGUGCUAGAUGGCAUCACUCCAAACUCCACAGACCCCUGCACACUGCAGUACCUGGCAGCUCCGAUCUGUUUGCUAUACAAGAACGCUCAUAACAAGAUCAUGCCCAUCGCCAUACAGCUUGGCCAGGUUCCAGGUGAAGACAACCCCAUCUUCCUGCCAACUGAUGGUCAGUACGACUGGCUGCUGGCUAAGAUCUGGGUCCGCUCCAGUGACUUCCACCACCACCAGACAAUCACACACCUGCUCCGGACACAUCUGAUGACAGAGGUGUUUGGUAUUGCCAUGUUCAGGCAGCUUCCUGCUGUUCACCCUGCAUUUAAGCUACUCAUCCCACACAUUCGUUUUACCAUCGCAAUCAAUACCAAGGCUCGAGAGCAGCUCAUCUGUGAGUGCGGCAUCUUCGACAAGGCGAAUGCAACAGGCGGAGGCGGUCACGUCCAGAUGGUUCAGAGGGCAGUGAAGACUUUGACCUUCAGGUCUCUGUGCUUCCCUGAUAUGAUCAAGUCCCGUGAUGUGGACAGUAAGGAGGAACUGCCGACCUACUUCUACAGGGAUGAUGGCUACAAGGUGUGGGAGGCUACCAAGAGGUUUGUGUCUGAUGUAGUGAAUAUUUAUUACACAAGCGAUGAGAGGGUGCAGGGAGAUGAAGAAAUCCAGGCCUUUGUUAAAGAUGUGUGCAGCUUCGGUAUGCAGGACCUGGAUUACUGCGAGUUUCCCAAGUCCCUGAAGACACGCGAGGAGCUGAUAGAGUACCUGACCGUUAUUAUCUUCACUGCCUCAGCCCAGCAUGCAGCUGUCAACUUCGGACAGUAUGACUGGUGUUCCUGGAUCCCCAAUGCUCCAUCUACCAUGCGGAAACCCCCACCCAACAAGAAAGGUCUGGCAAAUGUGAAUUUGAUCGUUGAGAGCCUUCCUGAUCGCGGGCGCUCCAGCUGGCACCUGGGGGCCGUCUGGGCCCUCAGCCAAUACCAAGAGAAUGAACUGUACCUGGGAAUGUAUCCUGAUGAGCACUUCACAGAGAAGCCGGUGAAGGAUGCCAUGGCAAAGUUCAGGACGGAGCUGGCAGAGAUAACCAGCUCCAUCAAGAAGAGGAAUGAGGGAAAGAAGCUACCAUACUACAACAUGUCUCCUGACAAAAUCCCAAACAGUGUUGCAGUCUGAGAAUUUAAAAAAAGACUAAUUUAGUGGAGAGGCUCAUACUUAUUAUACAUACAGAUUGAAGAUUGAUGAUAAUGUUACCGAGCUGUCCAAAUAUGCUCUAUGUUACCUAUGAUAGGGAUAUUUCUGUGGAAGCGGUUUCUUUUUAAUCUUGUAAUAGUGCAUCUUGAAAAAUCUGAAUAUUUUGAAGGUUUUUAUUGUAAUAAUUCAGGAAGAUAAACUUUCAUAUUAUCUACAUUCAUUAUACGUAAAGUGAACAUUAAAAACAUCUUUUAAUUAUGCUGGUUAUGGUCAAAAAUCCAGUGUCCCAAAUUAUUUGAAUAUUUCCUGAUAUUUCUCCCAUGAUCUCCCAAAUCUGAAAAGCAUUAAUUUAUAUGCAGAAUAACUGGUUGGGGGUCUUUUACCACAUGUUACUGCAUCAGUGGUGGUACUGCUGAGGUGUUUUUGUUGUUUCUCAUCUUCACUGUGACUAUACCUCACAAAUUCUCUCUGUAGUUCAGGUCAGGUGAGUUGAUUGGCCAAUCAAACACAAUAAUAAUGAUGAUAUGGGGAGAAAAACAUCUGGUAGUCAUUUUGGCACUGUGGGCAGAUGCUAAGCUUCAUGCUGCAAAAAUGAAAUCAGUAUCUCCAUAAAACCUCUCAGCAAAAGGAAACAUGAAGCUCUAAAAUAUCCUGAUAGAUGCCUGUGUUGACUUGUGACUUGAUAAAACUCAGUGGAUCAACCACCAAUAACAACCAGCACCUCGAAUCAUCACAGACUCCAGAAAGUUCACACUAGAAUUCAAACACCUGUGCCUCUCCAGUCUUCCCCCAGUCUCUAGUACCUUGACAGAAAAUGUACUUCAUCUGAAAUGAGCAGCAGUUCACUUCCUUCUCUCCUUAGCUCAUGUAAGAUGCUUCUGACAGGAAUGACCUGAUGUAACGGAUGUGGGUCUUUUCUUGUGAAGUUCUCCCAAAUUCUUGAAUCGACUUCUCCUGAUAAUCCUCUCAAGGCUGCUGCUCGUGCACCUUUUCCCUGUCCAGUCAACUUCCUGCUGUUAUGCUAUGUUUGAAUAGUAAUUUAUGCAAACUGGAAAUUAAAUAUUCUAAUUUGUGAGAAUUAGUGUGUGAUUAAUAAGGAAUAUGUGAAAGUUUACCUUUUUGAAUGACAAAAAAAAGUUUUUGUCAUUUUUGUUCUUUUUUAAAGGUGCAUGAGUACAUAUUGUGUUGCCUUUGGUGUCUUUCCUCAUCUUGCCCUUGCAUAACAAUUACUUAAGAGGUUGAGAGAAGGUGACAAACCGUGUUUUCUGCUAUAUGCUGAAUGUGAAGUUUGUAUUUCUGUCAUAGAAAAGUUUUAGGGCAAGAUCAUCGAGCAGCUAGCUGAACGUUUCUGUUAUUUGCAGCUUAUUUGGGUGAAAAUAAAUUAAAAUGCUACUUCGCAA
Oreochromis niloticus (Nile tilapia) is the source of this 3638-nucleotide messenger RNA. It is a transcript of the gene alox5a, whose product is annotated as arachidonate 5-lipoxygenase a. The transcript is spliced from 14 exons. Gene Ontology annotation, biological process: lipid oxidation. Gene Ontology annotation, molecular function: iron ion binding; protein binding; oxidoreductase activity, acting on single donors with incorporation of molecular oxygen, incorporation of two atoms of oxygen. Lineage: Eukaryota; Metazoa; Chordata; Actinopteri; Cichliformes; Cichlidae. The coding region runs from base 196 to 2220 and encodes 674 amino acids. The record is from RefSeq and is a predicted model, not a curated record.